Molecule: messenger RNA, 836 nt
Organism: Triticum urartu
Lineage: Eukaryota; Viridiplantae; Streptophyta; Magnoliopsida; Poales; Poaceae
Source: RefSeq, a predicted model, not a curated record
UUGCCUAUUUAACACACGUUGGGUCGCCCGCAUAUGCUCAGCUCAAGCCAAGCUACGCUGGUGCACGCCCCUUGCAUCCAUCCAUCCAUCCACGGGAACCAUGGAGGAGAAGCCGGCCAUUGGCUUGGGGAGCCUGGUGAGCAGCCUGCGAGUGGUGUACAAGAGCGGCAGGACCAAGGACCUCUCAUGGAGGCGGUCGCAGCUCAAGGGGCUCAUCAGGCUCCUGACGGAGAAGGAGGAGGAGAUCUUCGACGCGCUCCACGACGACCUCGGCAAGCACCGGACUGAAUCCUUCAGGGACGAGGUCGGGGUUCUCGUCAAGUCCAUCAAGCACACGCUGCAAAACCUCGAGAAAUGGGCGGCCCCUGAGAAGGCUCCUACGCCGCUGGUUUCCUUUCCGGCGACGGCGCUGGUGCUGCCGGAGCCGCUCGGGGUCGUGCUCAUUUUCUCCUGCUGGAAUCUUCCAAUAGACCAAUGCUCACCGCUAGCAUCUAAAAAACGAAUCUCGCCACUAGUACCAGCGUAGCAUCGAAAGAGGAAAGAAGUUUUUUUUUCGAAACGGGAAAGAGGAAAGAAGUUCAAGAAGACGAUUACGAGGUGUUGUUGGCUCGCUGUACGCUCACAUGGUUUACUGCCAAAGGACCUCACAUGCUCGUACGACCAAAGAACAGCGGUGCUGUACGAGGUCUGAGUUCAAACAACCUUUCUGAUGGCAACAAGCUGGGUGCAGUCUUGCGAUUGUGACAAGUGCCUUCUAUUUUCACUAUACAUGUUGGUUGGCUGGUCACUUUUAUGACAGGUUGAUAAUUUGAUAUGCGUAAGGCUGUUCCCUUUUU